Molecule: messenger RNA, 780 nt
Organism: Solanum pennellii
Lineage: Eukaryota; Viridiplantae; Streptophyta; Magnoliopsida; Solanales; Solanaceae
Product: cucumber peeling cupredoxin-like
Exons: 2
Coding region: 72-626 (184 amino acids)
Cellular component (GO): plasma membrane
Molecular function (GO): electron transfer activity
Source: RefSeq, a predicted model, not a curated record
UAGCUAUACACAUCUCAUCCUUUCCUACAUACCAAAUUAGCAAUAAAAUAUCCCUUGCAAAAAAUAAAGACAUGGACAAAAUGUUGUACAUGAUCGUCUUUAGUGCUUUAGCCAUCACAAGUAUGGUGCACGAAACGGCAGCACAAACGGUGCAUGUGGUAGGGGACACCAUGGGUUGGAUCGUACCAAGCAAUGGCGCGGUAGCUUACGAGAACUGGGCUGAUGAUAAAACAUUCAGAGUUGGCGAUACUCUAGUGUUCAAUUUUACGACCGGUCGACAUGACGUGCUACAAGUACAAGAAACUUCGUUCGAUGGAUGCAAUUCGCGGAAUGCUAUAGGCACUGCAAUUAUGACCGGACCAGCAAAUAUAACUCUUACUUCUACUGGAGAUCACUAUUUCAUUUGUACUUUUGGCACACACUGUCAAGGUGGACAGAAAUUAGAAAUUUCAGUUUCCGACGACAGCACCAGAACUCCAGGUACCAACCCACCUCCACGGUCUGUUGAUGGACCUACAGGUUCCGUUCCCGGUGGUAUUGUUCCUCCUCCUCCUUCGUCUUCAACGACCGUAUUGGCUAGUUUUCUGCUCAGUCUAUCCGCAAUUGCAUUGGUCAUUUUUCAUUAAAUUGGAUGAUUUAAGUAUGUUUUGAGAUUCAUAUAGUUUAUAUACUGCGAUGUAACCAUACUAGAUUGUAUUGUAUUCAGUUUUGUUUUAAUUGAUCAUUGUAUUUGGGAUAUUUUACGAGUUAAAGGUUAAAUAAAGGUUGUAUUAUACUCUA